AUGAUAUUUCGUCUGUCAACUAUUCGUAUUCUUGUGAUUUUAGUUCUUGUUACUACAAUCAUAUGUACAAUAAUUUCACGAUGGUUAUUUCCAAUUAGUUCUUCUCAUAAUGCAAAUAAUAGAAUAGAUUUUUCUUCUUCAAUAUUGGAAAGUAAACAAUCACAAUCCCCUCCAUCAAUUUUAAUCGAUGCGCCUGUACGUGAUGAACUUGUUGGAUUGCAAUUUCGUCCUCUCAGGAUUUCACCAAGUGAACUUAAUCAACCAGUAUUAAAACAUGAAUAUAUAACAAAAACAUUAUCUUAUGAUGAAAAAUUAUUUCGUGAAUCAUCUACUCCUAUUCUAUGGUUAGAUGAACAAAGUGAUGUUCGAUGGAAUAAAGUUGCUGAAAAUGGUAUGAUAAAUUAUCUUACUCAAAAACAAUUUCCUAAUCUAGACCGAAUGGGAAAAUCAUCGUUGAAUAAAGAAGAAAUAUUAAAUAUAUGUCGUGCACAAUCACUCUUUGCUUUACAUCAACAUUGGUCAGGAUUUUUCAGUCGAGUACUUUGCUUUAUAGCUCAAUUUGGUCAAAUACUUUAUACUCCUCGUAUAGGUGUACUUCGUGAUGCUCGAUUUUCAGGUUCACGUGGUGAAGUAGAUGAUUUUUUAAAUCAAGGUAUGAAACGUUAUUUUUUACCAAUAUCAAUUUGUUCAGCAUAUGAAUAUCAUCCUGACAUGAGUACUUUAAGAAAUCUAAUUGAAACAGCACCAAAUCCUUUACAUAUAAGAAGCAGUCAGGAAUUAUAUGAAAAUGGAAAUAAUAGAGUAGAUCGUAUAUUUUUAUCAACAGAAUUUUGGAAAAGAGACUAUCAUCAUGUACCUAUACGAAAAUGGUUAUUUGAUCGAAAACGAACAUCAAUAUCAUAUAAUUCUUCAGUAGAUAUUCUUACAGAUCAUUCUGAUGAACAUAUAUAUGCUCCCAAAAAUGAACAAAAUGUUUCUAUUGGUGAAUGGAUUGAUAGAAAUAAACCCGAUGCAUUUUCUUCUGAUCUUUUACCAAAUAAAGGUAAUUAUGUAUUAACAUGGAAAGAUUAUAUAUUCGGUUCAUUUCUUCGUUAUAUGUUUGUAUUAUUUUUUGGUUCACAAAAUUCUCCACGUAUUGAAUUUGGUGUUCGAAUAUUAACUCAAUAUUGGUUAAGUUAUAUCGCUGAUAAAUAUUCUGUACCUUCUAAUCUUACGAUAUUUGAUAAACUUGCUGGUUUAUAUAUUCGUCGAGGUGAUAAAUCAAUUGAAGAUUCAUUUUGGCGGAAACAUGGGCAUUGGCGGAAUAUUUCAUUAUAUAUUAAAGCUAUUGUUGAUGAAGAACAACGUCGAAAAACAAUGUUUAAAUAUAUUUUUGUUAUGACAGAUGAUCAAUCUGUUACGGCAUCAAUACGAGAUUAUACAAAACUAGAUUCAAAAGGUACUGAUGAACCAUAUGCACGACGAUAUUUACGUGGAAGAGAAAUUCUUCAUAAUGUAUUGGCACCACAAGAAUGUUUUGAUCCAUUUCUUCGUAUUGGAUUUGAUCAAUUUCUUGUUAGUAUGCGAUUUUUAAUUGAACAUUCAGCUUUUACAGUUGGUCAUACAGAUUCGAAUGUUUUUCGAUUUUUUCGAGAAGUUGUUUAUGCUCAACGACAGCAUCGAACAGAUGUACAAACGUUUACAUAUGUUCGAGAUGCUCCAGAUUCUUUUGAAAGUAAUACACAGCAACAAACAACAAUAAAAAAUAAUUAA
Molecule: messenger RNA, 1752 nt
Organism: Rotaria sp. Silwood1
Lineage: Eukaryota; Metazoa; Rotifera; Eurotatoria; Philodinida; Philodinidae
Source: the annotation of a GenBank genome assembly